AACCCAGGUCAUUAUGUAAUUACUUAAAGGCAAAAAUAAAAAUACAUUUUCAUUCUUGUUUAAACACAAUAUUGAGAAAGCAAAAUAUUAUUUCAAAUUUUAUAUAUAUAUUAUCACUUGAAAAAGGUAAAAGAACGAAUUUAUUCUAUGAAUACCAUGUUUUAAAAUAGACUUGACAAAAAUGUCCAACACUGAAUUCAUUCACGUGGCCUAAGUUCUAAUUCUUAUAUAACACAUAAUCACAGUUACAGAAUCUUAUAUAUUCAGGUUUCUCAGAUCGACAGCUAAAAGAUGUUGAUAUUUUACAUGAUCAUACAGCUGAUCUUUAUAUCUGCAGCUUUGAGUAGAAAGAGGAAUAAAAUAUUGAGCAGGACGUCUCGAUGCAAUCAGGAUAACAAAAGAUAUCUUGGUUUACGUGAGUUACAAAAAUUACCGCUGGAAUAUUACGAGUGUGUCAACUCACGAUACGUAAAACGAAAAUGCCCCAGGGGCCUAGCAGUUGGGAACGACUUCAUUGCUUUAGCGCAAAAAGGAAUGGCAAGCCGGGAAUAUCCAUGUACGGUGAACCUGUGCAUCAAGGAAUAUAAAAAGUGUGAAGAUAUGGUCUGGUGUCCUGUUUAUGAGCAAUGCGAUCCAAAUAAUCUUCCAGUCUUCCCAGCAGGAGUUUUUGGAGAGGAUCCAGGAGUCUUAAAGUUCUGUGGACUGGAUCUUGUAGUUGCCAUAGACAUCAGUUGUUCAAUCUCCAAGGCAAACAAAACAACAAUCAAAGAUUUCAUGAGAGACUUAAUAAAUAAAUUUUCGAUAAGUCCGACACAAACUAAAAUCGGAGGUCUGACGUUUGGGCAAGAGACACACAAUAUACAAACUCUUAGCCAAGGUAGAAACAAAGCAUUUACGAGACGUAACUUUGCUAAAAUGGUGACAGGUGAAGGGAAAUGCAUAACAGGGACUGAUAAAGCGUUACAGGAUGUAAGGGACAUAUACUUUCAACGCAACCAAGGAGAAAGGGAAGAGUCUGAUAAUGUAUUGAUUGUUAUGACAGAUGGUCAGAUUCACUACGGUCGGGAGGACAGACGGCAAAGAGCAGUGCAGAGAGUUAAGAUACUCGCAGAAGAACUGAGAACGAACAUGAACGUUGAAAUAUACACGAUUGCAUUACCGAGUGACAAGCUUUCACGAAACUAUGAUACUAACAGUGAGAAAUAUGCCAAACAAGAAGAGAUGAAAAAAGAGGCGGAGCAACAAUGGUUAGACAUGGCGGGUAAUGAAACAAAUGUUUUUUCCCUUGAGAGAUUCGAAGAGUUAGGGGACACUCUUGUCCACAUUGCGCAAUCAAAUUGCAAAACUGUAACAAGAAGAAAUGAACUUGACUAUUAUGAAAAUCAAUGAUCAAUUUAACAGCAGGAAAAUAGAAAUAUACUUUAAUAUCUGCAACUUAAA
Owenia fusiformis is the source of this 1440-nucleotide messenger RNA. NCBI's taxonomy places the organism in Eukaryota, Metazoa, Annelida, Polychaeta, Sabellida, Oweniidae. The record is from the annotation of a GenBank genome assembly.